AAUCUAGCUUUAUUUUCCAGAUGUGUUAAAUGAUGCUGACGAAAGGGGGCGGUGCUGAAGAAGAACAUCCACGCGGCACCCGCAAGAAGAUACCCCAUCGUUAAAUGACAGACGGACAUUUGACAGGCCGUUUUAAUCAUUUUCUUUAACAAAAGCAACGAAUACGAAAUCUGCAUCUGCAAGUCCAUAACUGAAACAGCAAAACCUGCCUGACAUCAUCACUAUACCCGAGUGAUACAACCACAUAACCGGCAGAAAUGGAGAGUUAUGAGGAUUUCUGUGCAAGAGUUUUGUCUAAACUAAAGUCAGAAAUGAUUCAUCAAAUGAACUGCAGUCCUUUACCUGUUAAAAGGGGAGCACAUUCCUUCAUCUGCUUUCGUGGCAGGGCUGUACUGUCUCCAGUGCUUAACGAGGAACAAAUAACAGAGAUGGAUGAAUACAAGAAAAGAGCUAUACACCUGGAAGCAAAAAGACAGAUGCAUCAUAAAAAUAAUCUUCUUAAUCAGAUUCAGACCAAUUCGUGGACCAGUAAGGAACCAAAAACAUUCGACGUUCCAGAAACUGUGAAGCAACCCACUUCUUCUACAAAAACAGCACACAGGAAUGAAUGUACAAUGCAUGAUACUGCAAAACAAACAUCUGGUGGUGGCACAGAGCCAUUUAUUUUAACUAGUACACCAUUAGCUGAGAUCUCGGGAGCCAUAGAAGCUAAUGCUGGGGAGGAAAAACAAAUAGAAGAGGAGAUUAAAAGUGAAGAAGUCUCUCUGCAGCACUUACUUAAGAAGUCACGGGAAUUUAUUGAAAAAGAACAAGGUCGCCAGGGGUCGAAGGUCAUCAUCAGCAAGAAGGCCGAUCCCUUUGUGAUGCCCUCCGAAAAUCCGUCGGAUAAAGAAAAUGGCUCAUCUUUACCCUUCUAUACACCCUGCAGUCUCCCACCCAGCCAAUCCUCUCACAGUCCUCUGAUCAGCCCGGAGCCCGGUGUAAGUCUCAGGCCCCACCGCAUACGCCCCCGCCCCAUCUCAGCCUGCAGUAUCUUCUUCACUUACUCCGACAACACUAACCAACCAAGCAUCACGGCCAAUGGGAGGUCACCGGAUGCCUUGACUCCAAGUCAAGAGAGGAGAACACUUGGAGUGGAAAACGUAAGUUCGAAUAGAUUCGAUAACCACAGUCGGUUCAACACAUCGACUGAGACCAUGAACGCAAAGGGGGGAUUAAAAACCUCUCCAGUGGAUCCUGAACUCACAAGCCCCUUGUUCAGGAGGAGAUGUCACACGAUGGAUAGCCAGCCACCUUCACGUCCACUCAUAGAUAGAAGCCAGGAGCGAAUGCCUCGGUUUAUGGCCGGGGUCACUUCGAAAACUCCUCCUCGACUGUCUCCUACUUCACCAAUGAGGAAGACCUUCACGCGAGAGACUCCCAUAUCUCCGUCUUAUGGCAAACUAGCAUCCGAGAUAGAUGGAGACAGUGUUAUUGGCACAGCAUUGAUGGAAAGGAGAACAGAUGAGAUGCAAUGGCAAAUCCAUGCAACAGAAAUGCAAAAGCCUCUGGAGGAGGACUAUGCUUUCCGGAUGUCGUGUUUGGCGGCUGAGCAAGAGAGAGAACAACUGCGUCUCAUUCACGUUAGUGUGUUUGAGUCAGAGGAGAGAGGUAGGAUUCUCAGGGGUCAGGGUGUUUUGAGUCCUGUAGCAGACGGGGACGGGUGUGAAUUAAGGGCAGCUGGUGAGUGUUACCCGGUUGUCAGCCCCAUAUGCUCUCUGAGCCCUGGAGACGGAUCAUCGCAUCAUCCGUUGUCCUGCAUUGGUUUUCCAUCUAACAUGUUGGAUAUCCAGUCACCCUCCAUACAGACUCCUAUUUACAUACGAGGCCUAAAUCACAGCACGGGGAAAAACCGAAACAGGCUGAGCCAGGUUAUAACAUCAGAGCAGCAGAGGGCACUGUGUCACCUUUGUGCUAUUGUUAAAGGAUUUCUGACCAGACGACUCCUAACAACCGAAAAAGUCAAACAUCUGCAUCAAACUGUACAAGACACGCAGGAGUUUAUUCGUUCAUUCAGUGCCAAUCAAAUGUCUGAGCAGGAUUUCUGUCUACAGGAGCGAGUCAGAGCUCAGUUACGUGCGGCCCUGUUUGACAUCCAUGACAUCUUCUUUACAAUGACACUGGAGGAGCGUUUGUCUUUGCUACAGCAGGACCGAGAUCUUCGCACAGAGAGAAAGCUCAGAGAGAUGGAAAAAGCAAAAUCUCCAAAAGACAAGAUGAUUCUGUCUGCUGCUACCCAGAAAUCCCUUGAUAGAAAAAAACAGAGAAUGGGUGAAUCUCCAGGUCAGACAAGAAAAGGCCAAAAAACCAAGAGUCCUCCUACCAAACGGAUCCUACAGCCCAGUCAGGGUCAGAACGCUCCUGUUUCAGGCCAGCAGCUACCGCGUCGAGGGAGUUACAAAAAGAGUCCAGAGGAGAGGGUUCAGCAUUCGGAGAGGCUGAAGAAACAGCAUUCACUGGGUUAACCUGAUCUUUUACUGUACAUAUACAGUCAAGAAAAAUUAUACUGUGCAGCUAGCACAUUUUGUCUCAUCUCCAAUUUAAAACUCGAUAAAUAUUGAGAGUCCUAUUAAAAAGAUAAUCUAAGCAUUCAUUAAAAGGAGCGCUGUUACCUCAUCAGCCAGUGUGACACUUCAUAUACACAACAUAUAUUAUUACUCUAUGGUUCUUAUGGUUUGCUUCUGACUAUUAAGGGGCGUGUGCAC
Paramisgurnus dabryanus is the source of this 2744-nucleotide messenger RNA. RefSeq lists its product as uncharacterized. The record is from RefSeq and is a predicted model, not a curated record. Gene Ontology annotation, biological process: regulation of cytokinesis; centriole replication; centrosome duplication. Gene Ontology annotation, cellular component: centriole. Lineage: Eukaryota; Metazoa; Chordata; Actinopteri; Cypriniformes; Cobitidae.